Messenger RNA from Triticum turgidum subsp. durum (durum wheat), 2199 nucleotides. NCBI's taxonomy places the organism in Eukaryota, Viridiplantae, Streptophyta, Magnoliopsida, Poales, Poaceae. The record is from the annotation of a GenBank genome assembly.
AUGGCCUUCCAUCGCCAGAGAACACUCUGCUUCACAACCAUUGUCACCUUAUUCCUCCUCCACCAUAUCGCCGCCGCUUCCUCCUCGCUAGUCCAAGAACAUGAUAGGUCGGCUCUCCUCCAACUCAUGAACGGACUCUCCUCCGGCUGCGGCGACGUCCCUGGCUACUGGUCACCGGACUCAGGCGUUCAACACUGCUCCUGGAAGGAGGUGAGAUGCGACAUGCGGUCCCGGGUUGUCGCCAUCUCCCUCCCUUCCCAACCCAGCAGGCGCCUCGCCGGGGUGUUGUCACCGGCGGUGGCCGGCCUCACCGAUCUCAAAGUACUUUCUCUACCUUCCCGAGGGCUCCGCGGAGAGAUACCUGGUGCGUUAUGGCGGCUGCAGAACCUGGAGGUCCUCAACCUCGCGGGCAACUCCCUCCGCGGCUCCCUUCCGGCCAUCUUCCCCAAGGGGCUGCAGAGUUUGGACCUUUCUGGCAACCAGCUCUCCGGGAGAAUCCCUCCUGGUCUCGGGGACUGCUCGCGGCUCCGGCGGCUCCGGAUGUCUUCCAAUUCGCUGGAUGGUUUCAUCCCUCCGCAGAUUGGGAGGCUUGCCGAGUUGCGGGUCUUGGAAUUGUCCGGGAACAGACUAGCCGGUGGCGUUCCGCCGGAGCUCCGGCAUUGCAGUUACCUUGUCAAGAUGGACCUCAGCAGAAAUUUACUCCAUGGGCAAGUGCCUUCCUCCAUUCUCAAGGAGCUCAAGAAGUUGAGGUUUCUGUCAUUAGCUGGGAACAAUUUCAGUGGUGAGAUACCAUCCGGUCUGGGUCAGCUGAGAUCACUCAGGGUGCUAAAUUUGUCCUCAAAUUCUCUGUCAGGAGUGGUUCCAAUUGAUCUCGUGGCACUGAGAGAUCACACCGUUCUACUCCUUGACGGUAAUCUGCUCCCUGCGAAGGUUUCCGCUCCUAUGCCAUCACCUCAAAUGGAUGAGAUUUCCCAAGUGACAGCUGAUAGUUCAGGGGUAGGUCCACCACCCCACUCUGCUGAAGUAUUUACAGUCAUCCCCCAAUACAAAAGCACCUGGGUACUUACCGAGGCAAACCGAGGCACCCCGCCUGAUGGCAGCGGCAAUGUUGGUCAUCUGAAGACCAUAGAGAUUGUUGCAAUAGCUUUGGUGUUAGUCGUCAUUGUUGCCCUUUUAGUUGUGGCCACCAUAUACGUUUUCAAAAGGAGAAGACGGACCCCGAGACAACCAAGGCGCACUGGCACUGGCGCUGGCACUAGCGCUGGCACUAGAAGGGAGAGGGAGGUGAAGGUUUUUGAUGGCGUUGACAUUGGAGCUUCCCUAACUUAUGAGGCAAUUGUCCGGGCCACUGGAAAUUUUAACGCAAGCAACUGCAUCGGCUUUGGCGGCUUUGGCGCGACGUAUAAAGCUGAGGUUGCACCUGGGGUUUUGGUGGCAGUAAAGAGGCUUUCUAUUGGGAGGCAACACGGUGCCAAGCAGUUCCAAGCAGAAGUUGAAACCCUUGGGCGGCGUCGCCAUCCUAAUCUUGUCACUCUCAUGGGGUACCAUAUCAGUGACCAAGAGACAUUCCUGAUAUACAACUAUUUGCCAGGUGGAAACUUGGAGAGGUUCAUACAGGAGAGAACUAAGAGGCAAAUUGGUUGGAGAGUGCUCCACAAAAUUGCUCUGGAUAUUGCUCAUGCUCUUGCUUUCAUGCAUGAUGAGUGCUCCCCCCGCAUUCUGCACCGAGAUGUUAAGCCAAGCAACAUAUUGCUCGACAAUGACUUCAAUGCAUAUCUCUCCGAUUUUGGAUUAGCAAAACUUCUUCGCAACUCACAAACUCAUACAACCACAAGUGUUGCUGGUACUUUUGGUUAUGUCGCGCCGGAGUAUGCAAUGACAUGCCGUGUGUCUGAUAAAGCAGAUGUUUAUAGCUAUGGGGUUCUGCUUCUUGAACUGAUCUCGGAUAAGAAAGUACUGGAUCCAUCGUUCUCUCCAUAUGGAAAUGGUUUCAACAUUAUUAGCUGGGCUAAUAAGCUAAUCCAAAGCGGUAGAGUUUCCGAGUUCUUCGUUGAGGGCUUGUGGAAUAAGGCCCCACAUGAUGACCUGGUUGAGAUUAUGAACCUGGGGGUCCUGUGCACUGUGGAGUCUCUUUCUUCUAGGCCCAAAAUGAAACAUGUUGUUCGCCGUCUAAGAGAACUCCGUCCGCCUUCUUACUAG